AUGGCCGACACCCGUGUCGUCGGGAACAGCGACACCGCCAUCAGCGAUUUGCAACUCGUCGUCACAGACAUCCACGACACGAAUACCACCAGCGCCAGCAUUGACAACAGCAGUGGCAACAGCGGUAGCGGUAGUGGUGGGCAUGAGGCAAACCAACUGCUGCUGUCGACGGUUGUUGGACAGGCGGAGCAGCGUCUUCCUGUUCGCUCAUAUUGGCAGACACACGACCACCUGUGGUCCUUCCACGACAUCCGCUCUGUCGUCACGUCUGACCUUGCCAUCUUUGGCGAUGGCGAGAAGCCCGUGCCGGCCAUCAGCCUGAAGCUGCGGGAGGACGGACAGUCAAUCAACGUGCUCACUGGCAUGGAUCUCUGGCUGGACAACCUCAUGUGCAACGUCCCAGAGAUUAUGAUGUGCUACCACACGAACGGUGCUGUGUCACGCUACGAGACGAUCACAACAGAGGACCUGCCCGAGAUGAGCGGGUUUGAUCCAGAGGCCGUGGUGGCCAUUGCGCAAUCCAUGAAGACCUUCCUCAACAAGAACUGCACGGAGGAAGGACACACCUACUGGCUGUACAAGGGCGAGGAUGACGACAUUGUGCGGCUGUACGACUUCACCGCCCUCAUUGAGCAAUCGCGGUCCUUGUCCACAGACCCAAACUCAAACGUGACCAACCCGUUUUCGCACUCGGUCGCGCUGCUGCUGUACAAGAUUGCCAUCCGCAUUUUGGAGGACGACCAGCCCCAGACGGACGACGAUGAUGCAACGGUGUGUCGACUCCUGGCCAACGCACGUAACCUGGUGGAGGCAGAGCGGUAUCCGAAGCUUGCAGCCGCCAUCAACCUGCACCUGAGCCAGAUGCCACCGCACGUCCUCGCCCGGCUCAACCUCGCUGAUCAUCGUGGCGAUGGCGAUGGUGGCAGUCGUGAUGGUAGUGAUGGUAGUGAUGGUGGUGGUGAUGACAGUGAUGGAAGACGUGGUGCAGCCCGCACGUCGCAUUCGCCUAGCGCACACAAGCAGCAGCAGGGGCGUAGUCGUGCUGGUGCGAGUGCUUCGUCAUCAUCAACAGCAACACCACCAACAUCAUCAUCAUCACCGCCACCGCGUCGGCCACCCGACACGGGCGCCAUCCCCAUGCCGUCUGAUGCGUACCAUGCACAGCUCGCUGCCUUGGACCUGUUGGAGCCAGCGGUGGAGUGGAUUGCAGACAACCCGCAGGACGGCCACAGCCGGCAGCUGCUGGAGCUGGUGCUCACGCGCGCCGCACACCAUUACGCAACGCUGGCCAAGCUUGCGUUGCAGCGCGGGAAGUUUGGAUCCACCGUCCGCUUUUGUGACCUGUGCCUGCGGUGCCGCACGGGCGCGCGCCGAGCAAGCACGUGGUAUGACGGUGGUGACGGCGGAGGUCAAGGUGCUGAUGGGGAUGGUGAUGACAACGGAAGAGCUGGAGGCGAUGGCAGUAGUGGUGGUAAGCUGGAAGGUGGUGAGGGGGGACUGGAGAGCAAGCGCAGCGGCGAUGCAUCAAGGGCUGGUCGACAACACGUGGACGGCCACCAAUCGCGCACAACCACCACCACCACAACAACAACGACAACGACAACGACAACGACAGCACAUUCGACACAAUCGCCAUCGCGAUCGCGAUCACCACCAACGCCGCCACCAGCAGCGGGCCCCAUCAUUGCCGUCAAGGCGGCAGAGCAGCUGCAGACACACGUGAAGCAAGAAGACGACCUGCUUGGUAAAGUGUUGCCGCUGGCCGCACACGCGCUCCUGGCGCUUGCGGCGCUGCACCACGACGCACCCCAGCACCUUCCCCAGCAGAUGGCAGAGGCAACAUACCGCACACGGCAGGAUGCGGCUCUGGCGCGCUCCAGGGGCACCACCAGCAAUGACAACAGCCGCUGCAGCAGCGCACCGCCGCCACCGUCAACAUCGGCAACACCUCCGCCAACAGCACAAACUGACAAUAAUGACGACGAUGACAACGAUGACGGUGAUGAUGGCGAUAUGGUGAUGAAGGCGAGCGGUUCGAGCGAGGACAAGGUCGGCCGGAAUGGCAGUGGUGUAGGCAACAGUGCUGGUGGUGAUGGCGACACGCGUGAUUGGGGCCAGCAAUUUGGUUCGAUUCCAAGCACUUUUGGGGGAUCGCUGCUCCAGCGCCAGGCCGUUGUGUCGUUUCCUCUUCCCAGCGACAGAGCGGCACUGGCAAAGGCAGCACUCGCUCUCUACGACUUUAUCCACAACGCCUCUCUGAUGGAGGAGCAGACGCUGGUGCGGCAGACAGGCAACGCGCACAACGAGAUGGCCAAAGUGCUGAUGGACCAGCUGUCGGAGAUGCCGGCACUCACUGCCUGGUCUGCCGCGCAAUUUGAAGAGCAGAAGCAAAUGGCGUGUGCGCAUUUCUUCCGCGCGCUGGCGGCGUUUCGCAACCUGCGGGACCGCGUGAACCAGGCCGUCAUCAACUGCAACCUGGCCAAGCUCAUGCGCAUCAGUUACGCGCGCAACCAACUCCACAUGAAUGCGCAGGAAGCACAGCACAAAAAAUACCUUAUACGCUAUAAAACCUCACUUUACACAAAACGCAUUGCCCAGCGUCGCAACAUAGCCUCCGAGCUGGCCCUGGGUGGCACAUAUACGGUGUUUUCUUACCACCGAGGACGUCUCCCACCCUUGCGUCUCGUUUCCUACCCUCUUUCCCGCGGCGCGGCUGCCUCAACAGCACCAGCUUGGAGAAACCACAAGAAGCAGCGCAUGCGCGCUGGUGAGGGAGCCGAUGAAGGUAGCAGUGGUGAGGGUGGAGAGGAUGUGUUUGAUGAAGUGGCGCAGCAGCGGCAGCAGGUGGUGGAGGUGUGCUCUGCCAUCCGCGCGCGACUGCAGGAUCUUCUGGAGGCGUUGGUGGGAGACGGUGGCGGUAAUAAGGCUGGGCGGAGCAGGAACAAGAAGAAGGGCAGGAGAGAAUACAAGGAGAGAGCGCGUGCGCAGCUCAGUGCGUGCACUGCUCUUGCAUCACGCGAGUUCACGUCUCCCGACGACCUGAGGCGCUUGAUGACGCUGUUGCAGCAGUGCCGGCCUCUGCUAUCGUGAUGUCGCCUGCA
This is a messenger RNA of Salpingoeca rosetta, 3101 nucleotides long. RefSeq lists its product as uncharacterized. The record is from RefSeq and is a predicted model, not a curated record. Bases 1 to 3090 code for a protein of 1029 amino acids. The transcript has 7 exons. Gene Ontology annotation, biological process: positive regulation of DNA-templated transcription. Lineage: Eukaryota; Choanoflagellata; Craspedida; Salpingoecidae.